Messenger RNA from Drosophila subpulchrella, 988 nucleotides. RefSeq names its product phenoloxidase-activating factor 3. Bases 6 to 923 code for a protein of 305 amino acids. Gene Ontology annotation, biological process: proteolysis. The transcript is spliced from 3 exons. The record is from RefSeq and is a predicted model, not a curated record. Gene Ontology annotation, molecular function: serine-type endopeptidase activity. NCBI's taxonomy places the organism in Eukaryota, Metazoa, Arthropoda, Insecta, Diptera, Drosophilidae.
GCUUGAUGCCAUAUUCAUCUGAGAUAGAGCUUUUAGUUUCCCAUGAGACGUUAGCGCAAAUCGACAUGGCAUUAACUGUGAGCGGAAAACUCGUUCUGCUUCUAAUUCUGGCUUGGCUGGGGGCCUUGGCAAUGGGAGAUACCCAGUGCGGUCGUCUAGAUGAGAAUUUAUUGUACACCACCGAUGAAAAGACAAAGCCCUCCGAGAAUCCCUGGGUAGGCAUCCUACUGACGGAUAAAGGAAAUCGUUACGAAAACAUGGGAUGCUCCGUUGUCAUUAUCAACGAGUUGCACGUCCUCACCACUGCCACGUGUGUUAAGGGCUUCCAGAACCGAUCCGGAGACACUAAAGCCGUGGCCCUGCUGGGCGUUUGGAAUGAGAACGACUCGCCCGAGGAGGAGCUUGUGUGCAACGACAAGGACUUCUGUGUACCGGGUCCCAAGCCUUACAAAGUAAUCGAUAUCAAGGUGCAUCCGCAAAGGGACAGGGAUACGGGGGACAACGACUUGGCCAUCCUGCGGCUGGAAAAGCCCGUCGAGUGGACCAACUGGAUCCAGCCGAUCUGCAUGCAGGGCAGCUCGGAACCGGAAACGCUGACCAACCGAAAUCUUCACUACUCCGGCUUCAACCAUGGCGACUACGCCCGGGGCAAGGGUCUGGCCAUGACGGUGUCCACGCCGAAGUGCAAGCAACUGACCUCCUCCACCGUAUUCUUCCCGGCCAACCAAAUGUGCGCCUAUCCCGUGAAGCGCACGAAGUUCUAUCCGGGUGCCCCAUUAAUGGACAUCGAUGUGCGGGAUGAUAAACCGCACAACUUCUACUUGGUGGCUAUUCUAGUUCGGAAUGUAGAUACCGAUGCCACAACCCAGGUGUACCAAAACGUGCGACGCGCCCGCUCCUGGAUAUUCGAGAAUUCAAAGUAGGAAGAUUUACUGCAUUUUGAACAACUUGUUUUGUGAAUAAAUAAAGAUUAAUAAUUAAAUAUAGA